AAUUUUAGUAUAGACCUGUUUGGAACUGCAAAAUAAAAUGACAGCUAAUUAAUUAUCUUAAAGUGGGCUGGCUGAGCCAAUCAAGGUGUAGAUAAUCUUAUACCAGUCAGACCUUAGAUUACUUUGGAUCAGGCUUUUAGAGCAAUCAUGUGUCAUAUUUUCCUGUAGGCUGGAGUCUGCUUGUGUUACAGUUGUAUAAGGUCAGACCUUAAUUUAACUACCAACUGCACACUUAAUUUUAGAAAUACCACAUGACCUAGCGUUUCACAGGCCUGUGUUUGCAUGUUUGAAAUUCAGGAUCCAAUGAAACAAUGACAAGAUUUUGAAAAGAGCAGCUCAUCAGUUCUUAUGAAGUAAAAUGGAAGGGAACGAGGACUCUGAUGAAGACCACCUGACCAGUUAUGCAGUUCAGUUUAGCCUUCAGGAAUCUCUGGAAAAUGAAAGGAGUCAGCAAUCUUCUUCCACCAGUAAUGAUACAAGGUUUGUAAAGGUCAGCGAGCAAAACAGGCACCUUGUAACCGCCAUAAGAGAAGGUCAAGUAUUUAACCUUCAAAACUUAGUGAAAUGCAAAUACGCCUUGGAUGAGGCUGAUGAGAGAGGAUGGUUUCCUUUACAUGAAGCUGCAGCUCAGCCAAUCCAGCAAAUACUUGAAGUUGUAUUGGAUGCUUCUUAUAAAGCGAUGUGGGAAUAUAAAACAGGUGAUGGAGAAACUCCGUUAACUUUGGCAGCCAAGUGUGGUCUUGUGGAAAAUGUCAGAACACUACUGGAAAAGGGGGUCUGGCCCAACACAACCAACAGGAAAGGAGAAACACCUCUUCUCAUAGCAAUAAGACAAGGCUCCUACAAAAUAGCCUCCACUCUGAUCGAAUACAACUGCACCGUCAAUCAGCCAUGCGUCAAACGCUGGUCUGCAAUGCAUGAAGCUGCAAAACAGGGUCGCAACGAUAUUAUUGCUCUUCUUUUGAAGAACGGCGGAAACGUCCACCUGAGAGAUGGAUAUGGAGUAACUCCAUUAGGUGUGGCUGCUGAAUACGGCCACUGUGAUGUGCUGGAACAUCUGAUUCAUAAAGGUGGUGAUGUUUAUGCUACAGCUGAUGACGGCUCCUCAAUACUCUUUGAAGCGGCAGGCGGUGGAAAUCCAGACUGCAUUGCUUUGUUGCUGGAGUACGGCGGAAGUGGGAACCUGCCCAGUAAGGCGGGGCACCUCCCUAUACACCGAGCAGCAUACGAAGGGCACUAUCUGGCCUUGAAAUUCCUAAUUCCAGUUACGUCCACAACUGCAAUCCAGAAAAGUGGGCAAAGUCCCAUUCACUCAGCAGCAGAAGGCCAGAAUCCACAAUGCCUCGAACUCCUAAUCGAAAAUGAUUUUGACGUCAACGCUGUCUUGGCUAAAAACAUUUCAGAAAGUUAUGACGAUGAAAGGAAAACGGCUCUUUAUUUUGCCGUUUCCAACAAUGACAUUCUGUCAGCUGAAGUACUACUCCGAGCUGGGGCAGACCCAAACAAAGAUCCCCUGAACUGCCUUCUUGUAGCAGUGCGAGCUGGCAACCACGAAAUAGUAAGGUUACUGCUUUCCUAUGGAGCCAAUGUCAACUGCUAUUUUAACCUGGUAAACGACACCCACUUCCCCAGCGCCGUUCAGUAUGCCUUGAACGAUGAGGUCAUGCUCAGGCUGCUGCUGAAUCAUGGAUACGAUGUGGGUAUGUGUUUUGACUGUAUGCACGGGGACAUCUUCGGAAACACUUUUGUGUGGGCAGCUGCAGACGAGGAAGUAUUACCAGGAUGGACAUCUUGCAUAAUUAAAGAUACUCCAUUCUGCGACUUUAUUACUGUUCCUUGGAUGAAACAUUUAGUAGGACCGAUUGUUCGUAUUUUGAUAGAUUACAUGGAUUAUGUUCCUUUGUGCACAAAACUUAAAUUUGUCCUGGAGACACAAAAAGAAUGGAGAGCAAUCCAGCAAAUAUUAGAGCACCCCCGCCCACUAAAGCACCUGUGCCGCCUGAAAAUACGUAAAUGUAUGGGAUUAGAGAGGCUACAGAAGCCACUAUCGAUGAAGAAACUUCCUCUCCCACCAGUCCUUAAAGGGUACAUCCUAUACAACGAGUAUGAUCUUUAUGGAAGGGGACUUCAUAACUUGCCAUGAUUUCCAAACCAUUGAUUUUGCAACUCAUCCUUAACACAAAUUACUCGUAAAUUAACCCCCACUCCUGCUUACAAAUAUCCAUGCUUAGGAUCAGGGUGCGAAAAUUAUACACUGAGGAUGGAUGCAAUGUCUGCUUGUGAAAGGCCUGUUUGUUUUACACAUUUCUCUAAAGUCAGUUUCAUGAGAGGAAAAAUGAAACAAAAUCUGAAGUUUUUCUUCACUUUUGAUGCAUCUUUUAUUAGUAUUUUAUGUAUAUCUGUAACAAUUGAAACUAGCAGUUUAUUGACCAUAAGAUAGAUAGAAACUGCCUCUCUCGAUAUUUAUUAUAAUUAAGAUAUUUUAACCUUAAAAGUAUAUCCUACAACGAUGCAUAUAUUAUUUAUUAAUUAAAACAUUUGUUUCCAG
Messenger RNA from Eublepharis macularius, 2548 nucleotides. RefSeq names its product ankyrin repeat and SOCS box containing 15 (gene ASB15). Gene Ontology annotation, molecular function: protein binding. Bases 359 to 2143 code for a protein of 594 amino acids. The transcript has 10 exons. Gene Ontology annotation, cellular component: cytoplasm. Gene Ontology annotation, biological process: intracellular signal transduction. The record is from RefSeq and is a predicted model, not a curated record. Lineage: Eukaryota; Metazoa; Chordata; Lepidosauria; Squamata; Eublepharidae.